GGGAUUUGGGGAUUGGGUUUCGUUCGCAGUGUUCUGUUUUGUGCCUGGUCGUUGUUUUUACUUAAUGGAAAGUCGCCCAGUUUGCCUGUGCCUCUCUUCCGGGAAAAUGCGCUUUUUGUUCUUUGAAUGAGAGCAACCGAAAAUGGCUUCGAUUUGGACCCUUCAGCUUCAUAGUGUUUCUUUUCAGCAUCUAAUUUCGCCAAGCCUAAUAGAACCAAGAGCUAGAUUGUGGCUCGACCAGAGCUACAAAAGAUUGAAAAUAAACCACACUUUUAAAAAGAUCGAGUUGAGAGCUGCACGUGGUCCAGUGAUUAGUGAUUUUGGCAAGCAACUGCGGGAGGAAAGCAACCUAGUCGAAUCUAAGAAUGAGAAUUUACUAAAUCCAACCAUUGUGGUUACUAAAUUGCAAGUGACUGAAUCCUCUUUUCCUCCUAUUGUGUCCUUGAUGAAAAAGUAUCCAGGUGCUGGUUUUGCAAUUGGUCUAUUUUUCAUAGCAACAUGCCUUCUUAUUGCUGUGAGAAAUCAUAGGAUUAGCACACCAAGAAAUGUCACCCCUGGCACGGUGUCUGAUCUUGUUAGGCGUGGUCAGUUGAGAUCUGAUAGAAGAGGCAUCAGUAGUCCUCUGAAGUAUGAAGACCCUUUUAAUAACCCAAUGGUGAAGAUCAGUAAGAACAAUUCAACUGUUGAGAUGUGUGGAAAAGUAUACCGAUUAGUGCCAGUGACUCUUACAAGGGAGCAACAAGCUAUACAUCAGAAGAGGAGGUCACAUGCCUAUCAAUGGAGGAGGCCGUCACUGUUUCUUAGAGAAGGUGACUCAAUACCUCCUGAUGUAGACCCGGAUACUAUCAGGUGGAUUCCAACAAAUCACCCUUUUGCAACCACAGAAAGUGAUAUUGAUGAAGACCUGGCUCAAAAUAAUGUUUAUCAAAAGCAUGGUGUUCCAUUUCGGAUCCAGGCAGAGCAUGAAGCUCUACAGAAAAAGCUUGAGGCGCUUCAGCAUGAUCAAAAUGUGAACAAACUAGUAAUAGAUCCUGCAAGCGCCAAAGACUUGGAGGGGCCAUUUAAAACACGGCUGAAGUCGGAGGAUCAAAAUGAAAGAAUGUGAAUCUAGCUAUUCUGAAUCAAAAUCUGGCUGUGGUUCCGUCUAAAACGAACAAGCUGCUGGCAACGUGUGGAAACCUCAAACACGGCGUUUGACUGCAAAUAUGAGAGAUUUGGUUUGAAGCUUAUGGGUAAAACCUUGUGUAUCCUGUGUAUGGAACUAUGAAUUAAUGACAAUUAAAGGUGGUUUAUCCCAUUGCUGAACUUUUGUUAUUUCAGUGAGUCUGUGAGCGGUUUGUUAAUAUUGGAAUUGGCUAAAUUAACUUCACAAGUUCACAUGUAAAUUUUUUAUGCACAAUAUAUUUUAUUAAUAAAAUGAAAAAAAUGUAUAUGA
Molecule: messenger RNA, 1435 nt
Organism: Cuscuta europaea
Lineage: Eukaryota; Viridiplantae; Streptophyta; Magnoliopsida; Solanales; Convolvulaceae
Source: the annotation of a GenBank genome assembly